This is a messenger RNA of Pseudozyma hubeiensis SY62, 1152 nucleotides long. RefSeq names its product oxysterol binding protein. NCBI's taxonomy places the organism in Eukaryota, Fungi, Basidiomycota, Ustilaginomycetes, Ustilaginales, Ustilaginaceae. Gene Ontology annotation, cellular component: cytosol; intracellular membrane-bounded organelle; membrane. Gene Ontology annotation, biological process: maintenance of cell polarity; endocytosis; exocytosis. The transcript has a single exon. The coding region runs from base 1 to 1152 and encodes 383 amino acids. Gene Ontology annotation, molecular function: oxysterol binding. The record is from RefSeq and is a predicted model, not a curated record.
AUGGGCGAAGAAGAGGUCGGAGCAGCUGUCCCUAAGGAGCAGCGACAGGGAUGGGGCCAGUUCCUCAAGCAGAUCGCCACCUUCUCCGGCGAUCUGUCGUCGAUGACUGCACCCUCGUUCAUCCUCUCACCCGUGUCUCUGGUCGAGUUCCCCGCCUACUGGGGCGAGCACCCGGACGAAUUCGCCAAGAUCUCUUCGGGCAAGGACGAGGUGGAGCGCAUGAACCUCGUUCUUAGGUGGUUCAUCGGCACGCUCAAGGGUCAGUUCACUGCUCGUAACACCUCGAUGGGCUCCGAGAAGAAGCCGCUCAACCCCAUCCUCGGUGAACUUUUCCUCGGCAAGUGGCCCGAAAAGAACGGCCGCGGCGACACUUCGCUCACUGCCGAGCAAGUCUCGCAUCAUCCUCCCGUCACCGCUUACCACAUCGAGAACAAGAAGGCAGGCGUCACGCUCGAGGGUCACUGUGCUCAAAAGACGUCGUUCUCGGGACGCACCAUUCAGGUCAAGCAGGUUGGACAUGCCAUCAUGCGCGUCAAGGUGGCCGGUCGCGACAAGGAGGAGCUCUACCUCAUCACGCUUCCCAACCUCCUCAUCGAAGGUCUUUGGUACGGCUCGCCGUACGUCGAGCUUACGGGCAACUCGUACAUCCAGUCCACCUCGGGUCUGCUCACCACACUGACGUACACGGGCAAGGGUUACUUUUCGGGCAAGGCACACUCGUUCAAAGCCACCAUCGGCGCUGGAGGCAACACGCUCUACACGGUCGAGGGAGAGUGGGCAGGCGUCAGCAAGUACAAGGGCAAGUCCAUCUCCGGUGGCAGCAACGAGGUGUUCUGGGAUGCGUCAACGCAGCGCGAGGAAGUCACGGUGCAGGACGUCGAGCAGCAGGGUGACAUGGAGAGCCGCAAGGUGUGGAAGACGGUAGCCAACGGCAUCCGUACGGGAGACUACGAUACCGCGUCCAAGGACAAGUCUAAGAUCGAGAACGCUCAGAGGCAGAAGAGGAAGGACGAGGCUGCUGCAGGAACACCGCACCAGCUGGAACACUUUGUUCAUGUUGAGGACGACCAGGAGUACUCGCAGCUCGCUGCUAUGUUCAAGGGCCAGCCUGCCCAUGAGGACGGCUAUCGCAACAAGCCCCGCGUUCAGUAA